Neocloeon triangulifer is the source of this 6431-nucleotide messenger RNA. RefSeq names its product glycogen debranching enzyme. The record is from RefSeq and is a predicted model, not a curated record. The coding region runs from base 360 to 5192 and encodes 1610 amino acids. NCBI's taxonomy places the organism in Eukaryota, Metazoa, Arthropoda, Insecta, Ephemeroptera, Baetidae. Gene Ontology annotation, biological process: glycogen biosynthetic process; glycogen catabolic process. Gene Ontology annotation, molecular function: amylo-alpha-1,6-glucosidase activity; 4-alpha-glucanotransferase activity. The transcript is spliced from 24 exons.
UUCAUGCGGAGAACAGGCAGGGAGGGUGCGCGAAAGAGGCCGCCGGCGGCCCCUGCAGUGCACGACGAUGGAUUUCGGCCGCCUCUUUUGGCACGGAGGACGCGGCCGAGCGUGAUUAGCCGCCGACGAGCCCAGGUUGGUCAGUCGAAAGAAGAGUGAGGGGCGCGAAUAUCGCGUUGCGUGGGUUGGGCAAGCAAGUGGCUGGCGCGCCGCUCCUGGAAGGGCUUUUGUUUUGGUCGGCGAAUCGUUGACCUACAUUUGACCUUGGGCGACCGCGCCGUUCGCAGCUCCCUCGUCGGGUCUGCCUGUCUGCAAGAAGACGACACCUCGACCGCAAGCACAUUGAACGAGAGGUCACCAUGUCAGAGCUGGAAGGGAGGUCUGAACCGAGCCACCCCCAAGAGCUGCAAGGAAUCCUCGCGAUGACCCUGGGCACUCAGCGAAGUAGCGUCGUCCAACAGUACGGAGGCCAGGUCAGGGUACUCACCCUGAACUAUGGAGAACACCUUGACUCUGCGCUUUUCCGCCUCAAGAAAGGAUGGACCCUGCAGUUCCGUUUGGGCCCGUCCUUGUUGGGAAAAGAUGUCAAAAUUUUCUGCAACCACCCGGAAACACCGGAGGGAGAAAUUUUUGACCGUCGUCGCUACCGCGGCCUAGCUUGGCGCAGGGACGGAGGACCUGCCGAUGACACUUCAUUCUACACCGAAAUCAAUAUUGUCAGGGCGGGUUCCUUCCACUUUUACUUCACCUGCGACGAGAACAAUUCGUACGAUUUUGCCAUGAAUGAUGGUUAUUACACCGAGGGCUACUACUCAGAGGGCUACACUGGCAAGAACAAAAGACCGGACGGAUCAGGAUUCUUCCUGGUCGAGCCUGAUUUGUUUUACGGCAGAGGCGACAUUUUGCCUCUGGACUGCGUCCAAUGCCAAACCGUCCUUGCCAAAUGCCUGGGCCCUUUCCAUUCUUGGGAGAAGAAACUUGCAGUCACUAGGGAGAGUGGCUAUAAUAUGAUCCACUUCACCCCAGUUCAGUCUUUAGGAAUAUCCAACUCGUCCUAUAGCCUGAAAGACCAGCUGCGACUGAACCCAAUGUUCAGCGAGCACGGGGACCACAUCACCAUGGAUCAUAUUGAAAAGCUGACCCACAAAAUGGCAACAGAGUGGAAGGUUUUAAGUCUUUGUGACGUUGUCCUCAAUCACACCGCAAACGAGAGUGCCUGGCUGAAAGACCACCCUGAGUGCACUUACAACAUGGACAAUUCACCACACCUGCGUCCGGCCUUCCUGCUGGACGCCAUCCUGGCUCGCUUUGCUUUCGAGAUCUCGCAGGGCAAAUGGCAGCACUCUGGUGUUCCGAAAUUGAUCUGCAUUGAAGACCAUUUGCAGGCCAUGAGAGGAAUUCUCUUGGGACAACUGUUGCCCCAGGCAAAGUUGUGGGAAAUGUACACGGUGGACGUUGAGUCCACGCUGUCCCAUUUCGCUCGUUUGGCCAGGGAAAGGGGUCCAUUGAAGCAGGGCCACGGCGAGUUGACCAUCCAGCAGGACCCUCAGUUCCGCCGAAACCAUUCUAAGGUGGACAUGGAGCAGGCGUUGAGCCUCUUCAACAUCCAGAGGAAGGACUGCUAUGACGAAGCACAUCGCGUCCAGCGCUGCACAGACGACCUGCGCGAAUAUCUUGAAACGCUGAAUCGCCAGGUCACUGACACUCUGCAGAGCCACUUGGUUGCUGCCGUCGACAAUUGCCUCGCGGGAAUUCGCUACUUCCGCGUCCAGACUGACGGACCGCGCCUCAAGGACAUCACCCCCAAGGAUCCCCUGAUCCCCAGGUAUUUCACUUUCACCGGAAAUCAUGAUGCUCACCUCGAAAACGUCGAGCGCAUCAUGUAUGGAAAUGGUGGCCGCUACAUCAUGGCCCACAAUGGUUGGGUGAUGAACGCCGACCCCCUGAGGAACUUUGCCGACGCAGAUUCGAACGUCUAUCUGCGCCGCGAGCUCAUCGCCUGGGGUGACAGCGUCAAGUUGAGGUAUGGCGAAAAGCCAGAAGACUGCCCAUUCCUGUGGCAGCACAUGCGGGAAUAUGUGGAGCAGACUGCCAGGACUUUCCACGGAAUUCGAUUGGACAACUGCCACUCCACACCAAUACCCGUCGCAGAGUACCUUUUGGAUGCAGCGAGACGCAUUCGUCCAGACCUUUACGUUGUUGCUGAACUUUUCACCAACUCUGAUGAGAAAGACAAUAUUUUCAUCAACCGUCUUGGCAUCACAUCACUCAUCAGAGAGGCUAUGUCAGCAUGGGACUCUCACGAGGAGGGCCGUUUGGUGUACCGAUAUGGCGGAGAACCAGUUGGAGCCUUCAUGCAGCCACACAUAAGGCCACUGGUUCCCAGCAUUGCCCACGCACUUUUCCUUGACGUGACCCACGACAACCCCAGCCCUGUGCAAACCAGGAGCGUUUACGACCUGCUACCCAGCUCUGCCUUGGUGAACAUGGCGUGCUGCGCCAGCGGCAGCAAUAGGGGUUACGACGAGCUUGUUCCUCAUGACAUACAUGUUGUGGACGAGACUCGUCAUUACACCGAGUGGGCCGAAAAUGUAAAUGCCAAUGGAAAUCACACUGUGGGCAUGCACAGUGGUAUCAUCGCAGCCAAAAGAGCUCUCAACAAGCUCCACUUUGAGCUGGGAAUAUCAGGAUUCAGUCAGGUUUUCGUCGAUCAAGUGGAUUCUGAUGUAGUGGCUGUGACUCGUCACUGCCCUACUACCCAUCAAUCAGUUGUACUUGUUGCUUGCACUGCCUUCAAGCAGCCAGAGCCCUUCUACAAGCGCAAUCACACCAGGCCUUUGCGCGUGGAAGGCGUUGUCGAUGAGAUCAUCAUGGAGGCCAGUCUGUGCCACAGAGAUUCCAAAUCUGGUGGUGCUUGGUUUGUGCCUCCGCCAACCAACUUCCGCAGAGACGGUCGCUUCAUCAAUGGCCUCAGCGAUUACAAGCUCAAGCUGAGGGAGCAUUUCCCACUUUCGCAGGCUGAGUCUGUAAGAAAGGGAGAAUCGGGUGAUCCUCAGGUCACGCAGAUCGACUUCACCGAGGAUUUCCAGCCUGGCAGCGUCAUCGCAUUCAAGGUUUCUCUGCAUUUUAACAUGGCUCCGGCCAUUGCACAUCUUGGACGACUUGUUGAACGCUUCAGUUUGAGAUCUGUCAAUGACAUGUCUUCAGUCGACCACGACUUUGACAGAAUUGUCUCCAAACUUGAUUUGGCUGACUUAAACCGCGCUCUCUUCCAUUGUGAAGAGGAAGAGAGGGAUGAAGGUCAUGGCUUUGGUGCCUAUAAUAUUCCAGGCUUUGGAUCUACAGUUUACUGCGGUCUUCAAGGAUUUAUUUCACUGCUUAGUGAAAUACGGCAGAAGAACGACUUGGGUCAUCCUCUAUGUGGCAACUUGAGGGCUGGCAAUUGGAUGAUUGAUUAUAUCAGCCAACGAUUGAAGCUUGACCCAGGAACUGAGGAGCUAGGCAGGUGGUUCGAAGAUAACCUUCGGCACCUCAAGGAACUGCCUCGCUACCUGAUUCCAAGCUAUUUUGAUGCUACUCUGCAAGGUGUCUACCAGGCACUCCUUCAGCGUGUUUGGAACUGCAUGUCCAGCUUCGUCCAGCUAGGCUCGCACUUUGUUAAGAACCUUGCACUUGGCUCUGUGCAAUGCGGUGGCAUUGUGAAAUCAGCCCAGCUGCCAAGGCUCUCACCAGCACUUCCGCCUCCAUUACCACCAACAAGACUCGGACAAAAUGGUUUGACGGAGCAGAUAUUCCUUACCCUAUCUGCUGGCCUUCCUCACUUCUCGACCGGUUACAUGCGUAACUGGGGACGGGACACUUUCAUAUCCCUCAGGGGACUGUUCAUUCUCACUGGACGAUACCAGGAGGCCAGAUACCACAUCCUGGCCUAUGCUGCUUGUCUCCGCCACGGCUUGAUACCAAAUCUCUUGGACGGAGGCAAAAAUGCUCGGUUCAAUUGCAGAGAUGCAGUUUGGUGGUGGCUUUACUCGAUCCAGAGCUACGUUCAGGAGGUGCCAGAUGGCUGGCGCAUUUUCCAGGACCCUGUGUCCCGACUCUUCCCUAGAGACGAUUCGCCUGCACUUGAACCCGGUGCACAUGAUCAACCUCUGCAAGAUAUAAUUCAAGAGGCGCUGAGAGUGCACUUCCAGGGACUCAAAUUCCGAGAGCGAAACGCUGGCUCUAAAAUUGACGCUCACAUGGUUGACCAAGGCUUCAACAAUGAGGUUGGCGUUGACUGCGAAACUGGCUUUGUUUACGGAGGCAAUGGGCAAAACUGCGGCACUUGGAUGGACAAAAUGGGCUCCAGCGAAAAGGCUGGCACCAAGGGCCGUCCUGCAACUCCUCGAGAUGGCAGUGCUGUGGAGCUGGUUGGUCUAUGCAAGUCUGCUCUCAAGUUCUUGAACCACUUAUACUCUUUGGGCAGAUAUCCUCACAACUCUGUAGAGCGUAGAAACAAUGAUGGAAGUUACACAACUUGGACCUUCCAGGAAUGGGAAGAUAAAAUUGUUCACCACUUUGAGCGCAAGUUCUGGAUCAACUGGACUCCCAUUCCUGAGAAUGAGCCUCAACCUGAGCUGAUUAACCGCCGUGGAAUCUACAAGGAUUCCCACAAUGCUAGCCAAGCUUGGGCCGACUAUCAGCUUCGUCCCAACUUCACCGUUGCUAUGGUUGCUGCACCCGACAUGUUCGACCCACACCACGCCUGGUCUGCGCUGGGAGAAGUUGAAAAGAUUCUGCUUGGUCCUCUCGGCAUGAAGACCCUUGACCCAAGUGACUGGGCUUACUGUGGCGACUACAACAACUGUGAUGAUGGAAAUGACUCCAAAACAGCACAAGGAUUCAACUAUCACCAAGGACCUGAAUGGGUUUGGCCAGUUGGCUUCUUCUUGCGUGCCCGCCUACACUUCUCCCGAAUCGUCGGAGGCGAAGCUGAGCUACGCCGCACAAUGUCUGCCACUAAGGCUUAUCUUUCUCGUCACUUCACAGAGGUAACACAGUCACCCUGGCGAGGACUACCUGAAUUGACCAAUAAAGAUGGAAGAUACUGCUCGGACAGUUGUCGCAUCCAGGCUUGGAGCAUGGCAACUAUCCUCGAGGUGUUGAACCAAAUGACUCAGCUUGAGGAAGAGCUCGGAUACAACCACAACUGACUUGCGCCUCACCCCUCUCUCGACCCUCGUCAUGUAGUAUUUAGCGACCAAUAUCUCUCUUGGAACCGUCCCGUGCCACUGAACCCGCUGAUCCUCAAUCCCCUCGCCCUAACGCCUCGGAUGUCGCCGUGCCUGCGCCGGACCGGCUCCAUCCGGGGUUACAAGAGGAGCAGCCCACCCACCCCCAGAGAGAGGGGUGACCACCGUAGGGCCCCUCAUUCCGAAGACGUAGAGGCCGCCGAGGUCCCCCUGGUGCGCGGCAGGCCCACCGCCAACAGGAGGAAGAGGAAGAAGAACCCCGAGUACAACAGGCUCGAGCAGAAGCAGAUCGCGCGCAUUAUGGUCUCCUACACCCUCGGCUUUUUUAUCCUUGCCAUAUUCGCAUUCUACGUCUUUUACUUUAUCUAUUGAAAUGCCAGGGGUUUUGAAACUGUUGUUGCCAAAAUCAUUUUUUCGGUUUACAUUCAGGCCGUUCUGUUGGAAAUUUUUAAGCAAAAUUUUGUUUCGAACUCAGUAGUCGUCUCACGUUGCGGCUGUUGGAAAAAGUAGCGCCGCAAUUUGAGAAUAGUCAAAGGGAAAAACAUAAUCAAAUAAAAAAAUGACUUAUUGUUAUAAUAAUUGAAACGAAUUGAAUUUUGUAGAAUAUUUUCAUAGUUAUGUAUCAGUACUAUCAGUAAAGCAGCUGGAAAAUACAUUAUAAUCAGUUGUCUGUCACUAAAACUUUUAGAUAUGACUUAAAUUAAAUUUAUAUUCUUUAAGUCCCCCUUCUUUAAUCUAUACGCAAAAUAGCUCCGGUAGUUGUUAGCUCCAACUACCUCUCUCACACUACUUGUCCAUGUGUAGGCGCUUUUCAUUGAAAUCUUCUCUCGAAAUGCUGGCAUUUUUGCGCCUUGCUUGACGCACAUGUUAGAAAUGGAAUUUUUCUUCAUUGACUCAGUAUGUUGUUAUAGAUUCUGAGAUAUAUAUGUUAUCCGUUCGAUUGUGCCAUGGUUUUGUUGAAAAUAAAGCAAUAUGUGCCGUUUUUGAGCAGAUUGUCAAACACGCAGCAGUUUUUUAAUAAAAAAAAAACUCACUCGAAAGAGGUUGUUCUUAAUAUAGUGAAUUUUGGUAACUCGCCUAAUAUAAUAAUAUUAAAUUACACCCAAGAUAUCGAAAAAUAUAAAGCUUCGUUAUUUUUGGUCCAAAAAAGUUAAUAGUGAGGUUUGUUUAAAUAUGCAGAUAUAUAGAAUUUUUAUAAAA